CAAAACAUAAAUACGUAUUCUGCUAGAGAUUUAAUCAUGACUUGUUUUCUAGGUCUCAAAACCAUCAUCAACGCAUUGCUCCAUUCGUUCAAACAGUUGGCGGAGGUCAUGACCCUAACCAUCUUUUGCCUGAUGGUUUUCGCCUUGUUUGCUCUCCAAGUUUACAAAGGGGAGCUUCGCAACAAGUGUGUACUUAAGAUGGAUAAUCACAACGCAUCCUAUGCAGUUUGGUUCAACUGGACUAAUGACCCUAGCAACUGGUUGCUACGACCGGGAACGGAUGAUCCACUGCUGUGCGGAAACGUGACCGGAAGCAGGCACUGUCCGACUACCCAUACCUGCCUUUGCGUCGGUGAAAAUCCGAACCAUGGUUACACCAGUUUCGAUAACUUCCUGUGGUCUAUGCUGACCACCUUUCAGCUCAUAACGCUCGACUACUGGGAGAACGUUUACAAUAUGGUGCUCUCGGCAUGUGGACCCAUCAGCGUGAGCUUUUUCACUGUUGUAGUAUUUUUUGGUUCGUUUUAUCUUAUAAACCUAAUGUUGGCUGUGGUAGCACUUAGUUACGAAGAGGAGGCUGAGAUAACUCAAGAGGAACGAAAAAAAGAGUUAGUCGACCAUCGGGAGGACUCAACGUUUAGUUUUGAUCCUUCCAGCCUCAACGUGAAAAAACUUCAAAAACAUAAGAUAAAGAAAAUUGAUGCCCGCAAAGGCGUUCUGCUGUCUUCGUAUACAAGAAAGCGGACGCGGAGAAGAAAAAGAAACAGGAGUACCACUAACCCUGGAAAACCACAGCAGAAUCCCGGUGGUGGAGGAAAUAAGUCAGAGGCUAGUGAUAAUAGUUGCACAAACAAGAAGAAUGAUGAAACGUCGAAUAUGGAUUAUUCUUCAGGGAAGAACUCGAGGUCCGUCACUCCUAGCCCUAGCCCGAGCCCACGUCACAGUCGAACGCCGAGGCCUCAAGUUCUGCCCCUGCCUUUGCCGCCCCCGAAACACGUUCAACUGACGGAUCCCAGAUGCGGUCCCGAGACUUUGCAUCCAGGAAACACUUUGGCCCCUAACAAGCUCAGACCGAGCAGCAGACAAACGAGCAGCAGCAGCAAUAACAGGGAAUCGUCACUAGAUGACUCUGGUGUCGUUGAUGACCACGAAACGGAAGGUUAUGCCACAUCAGAAGACGCGACGUCUCAUACCCCAGCGCAGAAAAGGAAAAUACAACAAACUCCUGUGGCCGUCACACUCAGUCCGAAGGAAAUAAAAGUCAUCAAAUGUAACGGAGUUGGAAGUUGUAGGAAGAAAAAACAUAACAUGUACACACUUCCACCUGAUUAUCUUUCACAUAUUGUUGUAAUUGAUGAUCAGAUGCCUGAUAGAAAUUGUAAGAGUUGUGAGAGGUGUUGUAUGGACUACAGGGGUUGGUUGCAGUUUCAACAAGUGUUAUAUCGUAUCGUAAAAGAUCCGUUAUUCGAAUUAGUGAUUACCGUGUGCAUUAUUUUAAAUACCAUGUUUUUGGCCUUAGAACAUCACGGAAUGAGUGAAUCAGUGUAUAGAGCCUUAGACGUAGGAAAUAAGGUUUUCACUUCGAUUUUUACGUUCGAAUGCACCUUGAAGCUCAUGGCGUUAAGUAAGGAGUUUUUUCAUUGCGGGUGGAACAUUUUCGACCUAAUCAUCGUUUCUGCCAGUCUGCUGGAUCUGAUUUUCGAACUAGUAGAUGGUCUUUCAGUUCUUAGGGGACUUCGAUUGUUGAGAGUGUUGAAGCUUGCACAAUCGUGGAUAACCAUGAAGGUUCUACUCAGUAUAAUCAUCAGUACCAUUGGCGCUCUCGGAAACCUGACUUUGGUACUCCUGAUCAUCAUUUAUAUUUUCGCUGUUAUCGGAAUGCAACUCUUUUCGAGGGACUAUUUGGCUGAAAAAUUUCAUCCUGAUCCUGUACCCAGGUGGAACUUCACUGACUUUUUUCAUUCGUUCAUGAUGAUUUUCCGGAUAUUAUGCGGCGAAUGGAUCGAGCCACUUUGGGACUGUAUGAGAGCUGAAGCUGGAGAGAGUCCAGGUUUGUGCCUAGCCAUCUUCCUGCCUACACUCGUGAUGGGAAACUUCAUGGUCCUGAACUUGUUCUUGGCUUUGUUACUCAAUAGUUUCAACUCCGAAGAAUUGAAGAACAGGAAAGAGGUAUUGAAUGAAGUUGGCGAUGAGUCGAAACUGGCGCAGAGUUUCGAAAGAAUAAGGGACCUUGUGAGGAAACGAAGGGAACAGCGAAUGCAGGAAGAGAAGCAGAACGAGAACAAUUCGCGUUUGGAAAAAAUCGUCAGGGAGGUUAUGCAGAAAAAAGCUGAGGAGGACGCUGCUUUAAAAGCCGGCGUCACCGGAAAACCCGUCGAACAAUCUGUGGUUAAUUUUCCGAGAGAUAAGAGAAGCUACCAGGAAGCGAUGAACAGACCGAUUUCCAUCAUUAGCUACGAGCCUCCGGACUACCAGGAAACGAUAGCAGAAGUGCAGGAAUCCAGACGACCGAACCAGUAUUCCACCCUGAUCAAUGGAGUGUCGGAAGAGAGUGAUAUACUCGAAAAUUUGCCUGAAUCGAAAAGGCAAAAUCUGAUAGCCAUGAAAAAUUCCACAGGAACAGAUGAAAAUUCCGAAAAUGUGGAACUGAAGGACAUCGGCAGGGGCGCAUCGGCAGACACCGAACACGACGAAGAAUCAGCUCUCUGUCCAGAAUCGAAGGGUAAAUAUGACAGAAAAGAAAGAAGUGAAAGUAGACCAUGGCAAACUUUGGUAUCGUAUGUAGAUGAACUGACAGUAGGAGGGAGAAGAAACUCCAAAGGGCAGUACAUGGAUGGGAUGGGUAGUUUUCCGGGGUUUGGAAGGAAUAAGCCUCCGAAAGUACCUCCGGAUUGCUUUCCGAUUCAUAUCUACCAAAAGUGCAAUGGAUUCGAGAAAUGUCUGAACACUAGGAUCGGACAGAAAUGGACGAAGAUGAGAACAGGAGUUUUGUCGGUUGUGGACACUCCAAGCUUCGAAUGGUUUGUUUUGGUCUUAAUUUUUGCAUCUAGUGUUACACUGUGCUUCGAGGAUAUCCACUUGGACGAGAACCCCGACUUGAAGAGAGUAUUAUAUUGGACCAACUUCACGUUUUCUAUAAUUUUCAUCAUCGAAAUGUUUCUGAAAUGGAUCGCUCAUGGUUUUCACAAAUACUUCACUAGUUUCUGGACACUGUUGGAUUUUUUAAUUGUAUUUGUAUCACUAUUCAGUCUUCUAAUUGAGGAAAACGAAAACUUACGGGUAUUACGUUCUUUGAGAACAUUACGAGCCUUAAGGCCACUUAGGGCAAUAAGUAGAUGGCAAGGCAUGAGAAUCGUAGUAAAUGCCUUGAUGUACGCCAUUCCAAGUAUCUUCAAUGUGUUAUUAGUGUGUCUGGUGUUCUGGCUCAUUUUUUCAAUUAUGGGAGUGCAAUUCUUCAGUGGUAAAUUUUAUAAAUGUGUGGAUGAAGAAGGAGAACUCCUUCCUAUUACGAUCGUAGAGAACAAAUGGGAUUGCAACAGGUUGAACUAUACUUGGGAAAACUCCAAAAUUUCAUUCGAUCAUGUUGGAAUAGCAUAUUUAGCCUUAUUUCAAGUGGCCACUUUCGAAGGCUGGAUGGAAGUCAUGGCUGAUGCUGUGGAUUCGAGAGGGGUGAAUUUACAGCCCCAGAGAGAGGCAAAUUUAUAUGCCUACAUUUAUUUUGUGAUUUUUAUCGUAUGCGGAUCAUUCUUCACAUUGAACCUAUUUAUAGGAGUUAUUAUAGAUAAUUUCAAUAUGCUCAAGAAAAAGUACGAAGGUGGAGUGUUGGAGAUGUUCCUCACUGAUAGCCAGAAACAAUAUUACACUGCAAUGAAGAAAUUAGGUAGAAAGAAACCCCAAAAGGUCAUUAAAAGACCAAGGAACCAAUUUUUAGCAAUGUUUUACGACCUUUCCAAUUCGAGGAGAUUCGAAAUAGCAAUAUUCGUUCUGAUUUUUCUGAAUAUGUUGAGUAUGGGGAUCGAACAUUAUAACCAACCCCAUACAGUGUUCUUUAUCCUCGAAGUUGGAAAUGCUUUUUUUACAACAGUAUUCGGCUUAGAGGCAAUAGUGAAGAUAAUAGGUUUAAGAUACCACUAUUUUACCGUUCCAUGGAAUGUGUUUGAUUUCUUAUUAGUAUUGGCUUCCAUUCUUGGUAUACUAAUGGAGGAUAUCAUGAUAGAUUUUCCAGUUUCUCCUACGUUGUUGAGAGUAGUUAGGGUUUUUAGGAUAGGACGAAUUUUAAGGCUCAUCAAGGCUGCUAAAGGUAUACGGAAAUUACUAUUUGCGCUGGUAGUUUCUUUGCCUGCCCUCUUCAAUAUAGGGGCACUGUUAGCUCUAAUAACUUUUAUAUACGCCAUCAUCGGCAUGUUCCUCUUCGGCCACGUUCGACAGCAAGGCGCUCUGGACGACAUGGUCAACUUUCAAACGUUCGGAAGAUCGAUGCACCUACUCUUCAGACUGAUAACUUCAGCCGGUUGGAACGAUGUCCUGGAGAGCUUGAUGGUCGAGUAUCCCGACUGCGAUCCUAAUUACAGGGGCCAGAGUAACGGAGAUUGCGGAUAUCCGUUGUUGGCUAUAAUAUACUUCACAAGUUUCAUCAUCAUAAAUUAUAUGAUUGUUAUCAAUAUGUACAUAGCUAUAAUACUCGAGAACUUCAACCAAGCUCAUCAAGAAGAGGAGAUUGGAAUUGUUGAAGAUGACCUGGAGAUGUUUUACAUCAGAUGGAGCAAAUAUGAUCCUCACGCAACACAGUUCAUAAGGUUCUCACAAUUAUCAGACUUCAUAGCUUCCCUUGAUCCUCCUCUAGGUAUUCCAAAACCGAACACCGUGGCUUUGGUCAGUUUUAACCUACCGAUAGCAAAGGGAAAUGAAAUUCACUGCCUCGAUAUUCUUCAUGCUUUGGUAAAGCACGUUCUGGGGCACGUAGAAGAGACUGAUACCUUCAGACAGCUUCAGGAGCAGAUGGAUAUCAAAUUUAAGAAGCAGUUCCCUACAAGAAAGGAACUUGAGAUAGUCUCUUCCACAAGAAUUUGGAAAAGACAAGAUAAAGCUGCCAGAUUGAUACAGCGGACUUACAAGGACUAUCAGCGACGCAAGAAAGACCGUGAGCGAGAGCAGGAAGAAGCCGAUACCAGGAACUCAUCGCCAGGAGGGUGGCAAGGAAGACUGUCAGCCUUUUUGCAUGUUCAUCGAGGGAGUCGCGCUUCUUCUCGCAAGUCCUCCAGGGCAUCGGACGCGAGUGAUCUCAGCGAGUUGGGCGGCCCAUGGUUGAACCUCCCGCUGUUGUUGCUCUCCAGUGCGACCAACAUGGAUCCGGAGGAGCUGGAUUUGAAGCGCGACACCAACGAUGCAAUCAGCAUCAAGGUCAACGAAGCCACGCCUGAUAAAGAAAGGAGGAUCGGUGAUGCGUUAACACCAACUCAGCAGCCUCGACGAAGAAGUAUAUACAAUUUCUUCCUUAGACAUCAAGACGCUGUAGAAAACGAGGACGUAUCACAAUCGCCUCCUGCUCCAAAACGAAACGUCUCAACUAGUCAAACCCUCCAUCCAGCCGCAGCGGAGGAUACCAAGCCGAAACGUAGUGGAAGCAUAAUUCGACGAAAAAGAGGCGGUUCCUGCAAAACACGUCCCACAUCGAUGCUUUCUCAAGCGCACCGGGCAGGAAGCGAGCCACAGAACUCUACAGAUGUGAGCAUCCUAGUCACCGAAGCUUCUCCAGAUUCAAUAGCUACAAAGCCGACACUCCAAAAGCAGCAGAGUGAAGCAACCAUUGUUCAGGUAUUGGUUCAUCGUGAGAGUGAGGAGUAUCAUGAACCAGAGCAGGAAACACCUACUCCUGAACUCAAAGUUGAACAGGUUGACCAAGAGAAAUGUGAUGAUAUGUUGAGUGACAUCAUCGUUGACACCACUCUCAGUUCGAAUAGUACGGUCAGGGAUAGCUGAUCUGAACUUUAUGUUAGAAGGUUAACGCAAUAAUUUUUUACGGUUAGAAUAGUUCAACAAAUAAAAUCUCGACUUUGUUAGAACGUGUAUAGAUUUUAUAGUAGUGAUAUUUUUAAUAUCUGCCAGGAGAAAGGGAAAAUAUUUAUAUGAAAUUAUAAACAAAACAAAUAAAAUAACUCUUGUGUGAUCUGUUUGGGUGUAUGAUGAGAUGAAAUUUUUUUUAGUUAACUCCAAGCUUAACAAAUAUUGCAUUCAUUUGUUUACGCCCCACUCCCAUUCAAAAUUGUCUAAAACUGUUUACUUACACUAAAAUAUAACCCUUAUAACCAAAACAAUUCCCCAAAUUUCAACUAACUAGUCAAAUGAAAUUUCAUUUCAUCAGUUUUGGGAACCUUGUUCGAGCGCUUGUACUAUAUAAGAGCAAUUCUAUUCAGCUUACAGCCUGUUACAUCCUUUAUUUUAUUUCAUUGAGUCGGCCUUAACUCAAUGAAAAUCUAUUCAAUUUAAUAUUAAAUGGGGCUUAUUCUCAAAUUCCAAGGUUUAUUGAAUAUUUAACAAUUUUUUUUCUAUCCAGUUAAUCUGACCGAGCGAAUGCGUAGCAAAACAAUUGCUUUAUAUUCAAUAAACAGAAGAAAUUAAGAAUAAACUUUAUUCAAUAUUAACCUCAAUAUAUUUUUAUUAUAUUUAGACAUAAUGUUCAAGCUUUAUUAUUAACCUCUGACAAAGCUUUAUUAUUAACCUCUGACAAAGAUAGCUAAAUUCUAUUUUCUACUUGUUUGCAACUAAAAAAAAACUCAAUAAAAAACAAGCAGAAAUGAAUAACUUACUUUCUGGCGUUUGUAUCAACAGAAAACCUUUCACACUGUAUACCUUACACAUCAGUUCUUAGUGACUGUAUCCUAUUCACCAAGCAAUUCUUAAUUAAAUCAAUUCUAUUCAAUCUGAUUGCAUGAACAUGAACAGAAAAAAUUAUGCUUAGUCCACUAACAAAUUGAAUUUUAAUCUACUCCCAAGUAGAAGAAUUUCAAUUUACUAUUCAGGAAUCAAUUCUAUUGCUCACUACUACUUAUAUUUUCCAUUUCUUUCGGUAAUGAUAUGUCAUGAUUGAAAUGCUGUAAUAUUUCUGCUUCACUAAUUAAAAUAGAAUAAUAUAUUAUUGAUGAUUUUUGUUUCUGUUUGAAUUUUUAAGAAAUGGUAAAGUGAAUUAAUUCUAAUUGAAAUGCGAAACGCAUAAUUGUACAAAAACUUUAGAUGAAUAAUGUACAGUACCUACAUAAUCUGAGUCGUAUAAAAUUAAGUUUCAUGCUAUGAAUACAAAUUACAAGUGAAUAAUAUUAAGUCAAUUAAUUAUACAUAUAUAGUUCAUUAAGUUACUGAAAGUAUAUGCACAAUCAGUAAUUAGUUUUAAUAUCAGUACAUUGUGAAAGAAAUGACCCAAACAUUGUAUCAAAUUUUAUACCUAUUCUGAAAAAUUUUCUGCAUUCAGAUCAAGUUAGACAAUUAUUGAGAUAGCAGCAAAAAUGGAUUCAAUUUAAGAUCAUUCCAGGAUAUUUUGAAAUAUUCCUUUAAAUUUUUCUCUCAAACUAACAGAGGAUUUGAUGAUAAUAUUAAUUCUGCUGAGGAAGCUGAUAACACAUCUUAAAAAUAUUAAUAAUUCAAAAAUAAUUCCUACAUUUCCACAUUAAAAUUCGAUACUUUAAUAAGUAAUUACAUUUAAGAAAUUCGAAUAUACAAACAUCUAAUAGAUUUUAAAUUUUCUGCUUUAGCUAUUUUUCCAUUCUUGAAACUUGUUAAGAAUUAUCAGAAAAUACUAAAGGCCUAAAGUUAGGUUAAUGCAAAUAAUUUGUAGAAUAAAUUGCACAAACGGAAGCUUACGGUUGUGAAUCAAUAAAUUGAAUAAAGAUUUGCCACAUAUCUUACAUAGAAAAAUUAGAAUUUUACAUUUAUUGGAGACAAUCAAGAAAUCCUCUUCUUCAACUUCCAACAUCAGAAUUUUUGCACUAUUACCUCUGGGUUCUUACAGAUUUUAAUAAAAAUAACUGAUGACAUUAGACUAAUUAAAUGCAUGCUACUCACAACUCUCAUGGGGCCAGAGAUCAAAUCUAUUAAUAUAUCAUUGUAAAUACUCAUUCUCAUUUGUAGUAUAUAAAAUGUAGCUGAAGUAAGAACAGACUACAAUUAUUCUUAAUCAUAGCAGGAAUAGCUUUAAUAAAAAAUAAAUAAAAUUUUAAUUCAACCUAAUUAGAACAGUUCUUUCCAUCAUUAUUCUUUAUACUUCUAAUUCACAGCACUGCGAAAAGCACUUAGAUUAGACGAAACAAAAUAAGAGGCAAAUGGGAAAAAAUUAAUAAGAAUAAAAUUUAUAUAUUCAAGGUAUAAUAGGUAAAAAAAGAGUCUUUGUAGUCUGUUAGCUCACUUUAGCUUUCUUUCACCUGUGUGAAUUCAAGCUUGAGAAAAUAAUUUAAGAAGUUUUCUUCCUUGAUAACCUUAUGUUGAAUUGUGAUAUAUUUAAGAAUAAUAAGGUCACGAAUAAAGUAUUCAAUAUCCUAUUAUGCUUUGUUUGUAUGUUGUUAUCAUAUUAUCUGUUGCAAUUUAUGAAUGAUGUUUAAAAGAGUUUAAUGCCAAAAUAUUAAUAAAAUUUGUAAAUAGCAAUUGGCCAAAUUAUUAUGCAUCUAUAGUAUGAGGAACAGAAAUUACACUCUUGAUCUUGAUCUUAUUUAAAUUUUUGAACUAGUUGAAUUUAUCGAAAAAGGGACUAUAUUAAAUUCUAAAUUAGUUGUUCAGAUUAUAAAAGAAAAAUGUAAGCAACUACUUCAUAUCAUUAUACUAUACUGAUGAUAUCAGUAUCUAUCAAUAUUCAUUUCAAGUUUGAAUAUAAUCACAUGUCUGUCCUUUUUGCUAGAUUUCUAAGAAAUACUUGAAAAACACCUUUAUAUAUUUCAUUAGGUUAGGUCAACUUUUGUUAGUAUGUUCUGAUACGUUAUUCAUUGUUUACCUCACAGUAUAUACUGAAAUCUUCCUAUUACAAAAUUAGAUAUUCUAAAAUCGAAAUCUUUCUUCAAAAAUCAAUUAGAAUUGAACAGUUAACGUUUAUAUUUUUAUCAAAAGUAGUAGCUUUACAGUAAAGAAAUUAUAUGUUCAAAAAUAGUUAAUGACGUAUACUGUGGAGUAAUUAUUUCACAACAGCUCAAGCAGAAUAACAAUGUUUAUAAUAAUGAUUUUUCAUUGCUGAUCCUCAUACAAAUGAUAAUAUUGUGUUAGCCAUUUUGGAAGUUGCUGGUGAUAAAUUAAACAUAGAUUGCCUUUAUCAAGAUAUUUUUGAAUAUCGUUGUUAAUUUUGAACGAUAUAAAGGAAUCACUUAUAUGUAGAAUUGUGUACAAAUCUAUUACCCGAAGUUAUAGCUUUUGAAUUUAAAAUAAAACAUUAAUCGAU
Molecule: messenger RNA, 9412 nt
Organism: Harmonia axyridis
Lineage: Eukaryota; Metazoa; Arthropoda; Insecta; Coleoptera; Coccinellidae
Product: sodium channel protein 60E-like
Exons: 27
Coding region: 37-5979 (1980 amino acids)
Biological process (GO): sodium ion transmembrane transport; neuronal action potential; membrane depolarization during action potential
Cellular component (GO): voltage-gated sodium channel complex; plasma membrane
Molecular function (GO): protein binding; voltage-gated sodium channel activity
Source: RefSeq, a predicted model, not a curated record